Brienomyrus brachyistius is the source of this 2241-nucleotide messenger RNA. RefSeq names its product keratin-associated protein 10-5-like. The coding region runs from base 1 to 1008 and encodes 335 amino acids. The transcript has a single exon. Lineage: Eukaryota; Metazoa; Chordata; Actinopteri; Osteoglossiformes; Mormyridae. The record is from RefSeq and is a predicted model, not a curated record.
AUGCGGCCAGUGUCCUGUGCUGACACACCCUGCUGUAUGCGGCCAGUGUCCUGUGCUGACACACACUGCUGCAUACGGCUAGUGUCCUGUGCUGACACACACUGCUGUAUGCAGCCAGUGUCCUGUGCUGACACACCCUGCUGUAUGCAGCCAGUGUCCUGUGCUGACACACCCUGCUGGAUGCAGCCAGUGUCCUGUGCUGACACGGUCUGCUGCAUGCAGCCAGUGUCCUGUGCUGACACACCCUGCUGUAUGCGGCCAGUGUCCUGUACUGACACGGUCUGCUGCAUGCAGCCAGUGUCCUGUGCUGACACACCCUGCUGUAUGCAGCCAGUGUCCUAUGCUGACACACACUGCUGUAUGCAGCCAGUGUCCUGUGCUGACACAUCCUACUGUAUGCGGCCAGUGUCCUGUGCUGACACACACUGCUGCAUGCAGCCAGUGUCCUGUGCUGACACACCCUGCUGUAUGCGGCCAGUGUCCUGUGCUGACACACCCUGCUGUAUGCACCCAGUGUCCUGUGCUGACACACCCUGCUGCAUGCAGCCAGUGUCCUGUGCUGACACAUCCUGCUGCAUACAGCCAGUGUCCUGUGCUGACACACACUGCUGCAUGCAGCCAGUGUCCUGUGCUGACACACCCUGCUGUAUGCGGCCAGUGUCCUGUGCUGACACACACUGCUGCAUGCAGCCAGUGUCCUGUGCUGACACACACUGCUGUAUGCAGCCAGUGUCCUGUGCUGACACACCCUGCUGCAUGCGGCCAGUGUCCUGUGCUGACACACCCUGCUGUAUGCAGCCAUUGUCCUGUGCUGACACACACUGCUGUAUGCAGCCAGUGUCCUAUGCUGACACAUCCUACUGUAUGCAGCCAGUGUCCUGUGCUGACACACACAGUUGCAUGCAGCCAGUGUCCUGUGCUGACACACCCUGCUGUAUGCAGCCAGUGUCCUGUGCUGACACACCUUGCUGUAUGCAGCCAGUGUCCUGUGCUGACACACCCUGCUGAAUGCGGCCAGUGUCCUGUGCUGACACACCCUGCUGUAUGCGGCCAGUGUCCUGUGCUGACACACACUGCUGCAUACGGCUAGUGUCCUGUGCUGACACACACUGCUGUAUGCAGCCAGUGUCCUGUGCUGACACACCCUGCUGUAUGCAGCCAGUGUCCUGUGCUGACACACCCUGCUGGAUGCAGCCAGUGUCCUGUGCUGACACGGUCUGCUGCAUGCAGCCAGUGUCCUGUGCUGACACACCCUGCUGUAUGCGGCCAGUGUCCUGUACUGACACGGUCUGCUGCAUGCAGCCAGUGUCCUGUGCUGACACACCCUGCUGUAUGCAGCCAGUGUCCUAUGCUGACACACACUGCUGUAUGCAGCCAGUGUCCUGUGCUGACACAUCCUACUGUAUGCGGCCAGUGUCCUGUGCUGACACACACUGCUGCAUGCAGCCAGUGUCCUGUGCUGACACACCCUGCUGUAUGCGGCCAGUGUCCUGUGCUGACACACCCUGCUGUAUGCACCCAGUGUCCUGUGCUGACACACCCUGCUGUAUGCAGCCAAUGUCCUGUGCUGACACACACUGCUGCAUGUGGCCAGUGUCCUGUGCUGACACACCCUGCUGUAUGCGGCCAGUGUCCUGUGUUGACACACCCUGCUGUAUGCGGCCAGUGUCCUGUGCUGACACACACUGCUGUAUGCAGCCAGUGUCCUGUGCUGACACACCCUGCUGUAUGCAGCCAGUGUCCUAUGCUGCAUAUGGCCAGUGUCCUGUACUGACACACACUGCUGCAUGUGUGCUCCCAGCUUUCUCCAUGGUGAGAAAAGCCGCUGGUGAAAGAGAAUUUAUUAAGUUCCCCCAGGUUGCAACAGUGGAUCCCCAAGGUCUCUAUCCAGCAGCAGGCUUGAAUAUUCCUCAUAUGACAUGAAGCAUGCCUUUGGAUGACCUUUAAGAGUAGUUUUGCUAUUUUAGAUGGAGUUCAUUUUGCCACUAAUUUUGCUACCCCAUCAGACCUGGUUAUUCACAUUUUGCAUAGAGCUCUCUCUCUCUCUUUAUCUAUCUAUCUCUCUGUUUGUCUCUCUCUCUCUCUGUCUGUCUCUGUCUCUCUCACUGUCUUUCCAUCUCUGUUUGUCUCUGUGUGUGUGUCUCUCUCUCUCUCUCUCUCUCUCUCUCUCUCUAUCCCUUUCUCUCCAUCUUCCACUCUUCCUCUCCAUCUUCACUCACCAUUACUCGCCCGAUUGCAGAA